Molecule: messenger RNA, 189 nt
Organism: Micromonas pusilla CCMP1545
Lineage: Eukaryota; Viridiplantae; Chlorophyta; Mamiellophyceae; Mamiellales; Mamiellaceae
Exons: 2
Biological process (GO): translation
Cellular component (GO): ribosome
Molecular function (GO): structural constituent of ribosome
Source: RefSeq, a predicted model, not a curated record
GCGUCGAAGAAGAAGGACGUGCGCCUGACGAUCACGCUGGAGUGCACGGAGCAGAAGGAGUCCGGGGUCGCGGGGAUGUCUCGUUACAUGACUCAGAAGAACCGACGGAACACGUCCGGGCGCCUGGAGCUCAUGAAGUACAACCCGUACCUCCGCAAACACACGCUGCACCGCGAGCUGAAGAAGUAA